This is a messenger RNA of Acanthoscelides obtectus, 702 nucleotides long. Lineage: Eukaryota; Metazoa; Arthropoda; Insecta; Coleoptera; Chrysomelidae. The record is from the annotation of a GenBank genome assembly.
GACUUACAAGACUUCAACCAAGAGCAAAGAUCAUACGGACCGCUCUGACAGACAAUGACGAAGAGUAGAUUGCGUACAUGAGAACAUUACGAGUUCGCUCUGGAAGCUUGGACCGAUUACUGACAACUGAUCCACUGUUCGUACAGAAACUUCUGACUGUUUGCUAACUGUCAAGUCAGCAGAUUAUUGUCUAGUAAAUUGUCAGCUCGAAAUCAAGUACAAUCAUUAUUCGAAUGUAAUAUCUUUCAGCAUGAGUUAAGACAAAUUUGGAAAAGUACGUGUAUUUUGAUUCUCUUUCGCCAGUCGUCAGCUUGAAUCCUACCGUAUUUUUCCUCGUAAAUAACGGCGACCCUGGUCCAGUUGAGGAAGUUCAUGACAUCAAGGAAGGCCUUGUUAAGCAGCUGGUGUGCUGGAUGAAGAUUGAUGGAGAACUCGCGACGAUGCGCCAGAUCACGGACGUCUGCGUCAGGCCGGGUCUCCAGAUGGGGGAUGUCCAGGGAGUCACAGAUGGAUUGGAUGUGUGCGCCCAGCAUAGGGUCCGAUGGACCGAAUACGGCGUAAACACCGCUCCCAACUAGUUGACACGCUGAAACCAAGAAAAUUCAGGUUCAUUUAUUGAUCCAGCAAGAUCUACAUUGUAGACGUUGGAUAAGUAGGUAUAUACAGAUUAAAAUAUAGAUAAAAUGAAGUAACUGAAAUACA